UAAACAAGGUUGUCGUUGUCAACGUAUAGGUUUGGUUAGUUUUAUAAUGUAAACAUUAACAUGUUUAUGUCAGUUUUGUACAUCUUUAACUUUAGAGUAAUAAUGUCUUUUCUAGAAGUUAAGUUAACUUUUCCAACAAUAUUCUGUUGUACUUUCUGAUUUUAAGCAUAAACAAGAAACAUGUUUAGUAGCAAGAAACUUCAUGCUGACGUUAAAAAGUCAACACAAAAAAUUCAAGACGUUAAAAAGGAAUCACCAACUCGUUUUAAGCAUUUAAGGAUCAUUUUAGAAAAUGUGGAUACUGAAGAGGCUAAAACGUUUUUUGACACUAACUUUAGCCACAUAUAUUAUAUCUUUUAUGACAAUUUCAUAAUCGCCGAAACAAACUUAAAACAAAAAGAACUACCGUUUCACUUAGUACACAAGGCCCACAGAGAGGAGCUGGAGGCAGUGUUGUUGAUGCUAGACAAGAUCCUCAUCUUCUGUCCAGAACUUGUCUCCCGCAGAUGGCAACUUCACAGUCUCACUCGCAUCCUCACUAAACUGCUGCAUCCGGGCAAUUCAUGGAAACUGCGACGGGAAGCGAUCAGAUUUUUCCUUCUCUGGUACCAAGCACUAGGAGACAACAGUCCGGACUCUGUUCAUGCCAUGUUUGCCACCUUGGUGCCUGGCUUCCCGAGCUGCUUUCCGGAACAUCCAGGAUUGUCUGGCCUCUCCAGCCUUUCCUCAGCCACGGUGUUUCAUGAUGUUGCUCAGGGUCCCAUCAGCCCUGCAGAGAUCCAGCCUAUAUUUCUCCCUCAAGGUGGAGAGAAACAACCAGAAGAACAUAUGAAAUUUUUCCUGGACGCUCUAUUAGAAUUUAUGGUUACACAAGUUUCAAGACUAGAGUGGCGAGACAAAGUCUACAAGCAACAUAAAUGCUUUAUGUUUUUGUUUGAGCGUUUCAAGAUGUAUUACCUGCCUCAUAUGUUCCCCACAUUUUCAUCGGCAACUAGUCUCUACAAGCCUGUUCUAGAUUUAACUUUGUUAAGACCUCGUUUUACAAGUGAAGAAAGGAAAAGAGUAGAACCAUUUAUCAACUGCCGAGUGGCAUUUAUUAAAUGGAUUGCCAAUUUUACUCACUCAACAAAAAAGGAUCAGUUGAUUCAGCCAGUAGCUCGAUCUGCAAGCAUAACCCCCAGUGAAAGUGAAGGAGAGCGUUCACCUAACUCUGAGCUUCGCCGAGUGAGUGUUGGUGCUAACCUGACGCCAGGCAGCAGUGUUGUCACCUCUAUGGAUGAGUCUUCAUCUCUUACACCAUUCAUACCUCACAGUGAUUAUUAUUUAAGUGAGGAUCCCAAUAUAACAGCCAUCAACAUUGUGAGGGACGUACUGUACGGCACCAGAGAGAACGUCAACAUGAUCCACGAGGUGUACCGUCAGGCGUUCCUGCUCAACUUCACCUACUCCCCAGCCAUCAGGAGGGCCAUAACAGUCUACAAGGACUGGAUACAGAUGAAUGUUCCUGAACUGCCACCUUUCAUGCUGGAACCUUUGGACAGUCAACGGACUUCUACUGAAUACACCAACAUGGAGUCACCAGAUGAAGUUGGAAGGCAGAAUAGGCUAAGAAAUGACUCGUACAUUGGAGCGAUAAACAAAGAAAAUCUUUUGGUGCGAGCUGGUCUACAGAACGUUCUCCAAGUAUUCAUCACUCAUGCCGCUAAUGUGUUCUUGCUGGAGAUUAGCCAAGAGUUCCCUGUGCUACUGGAGGAGCAGGUGGACACUUGCAAGAGGGUCCUCAACAUCUACCGCUACAUGGUCAUGCAUACUCACAUGGAGGCCAAGACUUGGGAACAACUGCUCUUAGUUCUUCUACAGAUCACAUCUUUAAUUCUAAGCAAAGCCCCACCAAAAAGGAAGGAAGAAACUCUUGGAGGCAAAUUGGCUCCUGCCAUUUUUCAGACCCUGAUAGUGACUUGGAUUAAGGCCAACUUGAACGUGGUUAUCUCUUCCGAGUUGUGGGACCAGUUUCUGGCUGUACUCAGCUCUCUAACUCAGUGGGAAGAACUAAUUAGAGAAUGGGCUAAAACUCUGGACACGUUGACAAGAGUUCUUGCCCGUCAUGUUUACAACCUGGACCUCAAUGACUUGCCACUGGAUAGACUGAGUGAACAGAAGACCAAGCGGCAGAGACGAAGUGGCUCAGGUCCUCGAGGCUCUGCAGGCCAGCCUCGAGAUACAGAGCAACACAAGCACACCACCAACACCGACACUGACACCACCACAGACUCAGGGAAUGUGUCAGUGACAAUGAAGAGCUGUGAGUCUUGGCCUGUGUUGCGGAGGACGUGUAGUGAGUCAACCAUCAGCUGGGCUAGGAGACGACGGUCCUGCAGACGACACCAUCACCAUCACCACUCCUCCAACACCAACACCACUCAUAUCCCAGUAUUAUCAUUGGGAGUGGAACAAGAAGUGGCAAGAAUCAUUGCUGGAGCCAGACCAAGAUCAAAGUUAAAUGGAAGAUCACGUUCCAUGGACUCCAUCAUGCACCUUUCAGCAGGUGACGCAAGUGGCUUCUUUGAUGGAGAGUUGAGCAGAUCUCCCUCUCCAGCCCCCUCUAGUGGUGUGGAGAGCAACUCUUUCAAGGAAUCACCAAUGCAGAUAGAUAUGCUGAACUCAGAUAGCACUAACAUGGACCUGGUGGAUGGAGACAGACGCUCAGUAAUGUCUGGUGGCUCGGUGAGAGGUUGGCUGCCUGAUGUGGCUGUAGUGUUGUGGCGCAGAAUGUUGGGGGCUUUGGGGGACAUUAACUCCAUCAGAGAUCCAAACCUACACGCUCAGGUCUUCCAAUACCUAGUUGAGCUUGUCGACACUCUGGCUAAGAUAAAGCUGAACCAAGGUGUCCCGGGGGACAACCAGACGACUCCCCCUCUACCUGAGCUGGUCCCCCCCAUCACUCUGAUUGCCCCAUGGUGCUUUCAGGCAUUAACUCUACCAGAUGCCUUCAAUAGAGGGAAGCUGUUUGCCUACAGACUAUUGUGUAACAUGGUGUUGUCUAGCCAUGAUCUACCACUGCCCCCUGGGCUACUAACUCAGUUCUACAGAGUCAUACACCUAGCACUCACCUGUAGUGAUCAGCAUACCUUGAACACUGUUGUUCGCUACUGUGGUCCACGGUUCUUUUCACUGCAACUCCCAGGAUUUUCCUUACUUUUAUUGGAUUUCAUCCAUGCUUGCAAUGCUGUAAUUUGCUGUCCGGAUCUGAGAACGACUCCCAGAACAGAAGCAAUGUCUAUCCUGGGGUCAUUCUUGAGUUUUCCUCAAGUACUUUUUCAAAUGCCAAUGCUUCAACCAACAGCCAAAGAUUUCACUGCUAGACCAGCUACCGAUGCAAAGGAACACGUUGUGAAGAUGUUACUGCGCAGUGGCAAGACAGAGAGCGCUGGAGUCGCUCGGUGUAUUGCGUUUUCAAGCCUUGGUAUCUUCGUAUACAAGCAACUGUGUCAGAUUACCUCCUCUCCAGCCCAUCACAAGAUAAAGGAAGCCAUCAACACGCUACUUCUAGCCUUGAGGUUCAAUCACAAGACAGUGGCCCAAGUUGCAUCAGACGUUCUACUGCUGCUCACUGACCAUUCUCAAGUGCUACUCAAAUACUACCCAGAAAUACCACCUCGGAUUGUUGAGGUGUUGGCCAGCACACUGUCACACCUGAUGCCUGUGGGAGACUCAGACAAGCGGUUGUUGACGUCACUGGUGUUUUGUUUGGGAGAGUGGACCAUGAGGCUGUCUCCUCAAACCCUGCUCACAACCAAAAAUAACUCUUGCCUUCUGCUAUCCAUAUUUAAGGUUUUGACUGAUCUGUCAGAGGGAGGUCGCAAUAGGACAAGUAGUGUAGUCGGAGGUUCCUUCCACCCAGACUUGGUACAAGAGUUCAACCCGAACAUACAGCUAGACAAUCUCAAACAAGAUGAACACAUGGUGAAGAUGGGCCGACGAACAUUUACCAACUCUCCUCCUCAUAUCAACUCUCCAGCUCAUUCCAUUCAGCUGGCAGCCAAGAUGGUGGUGAUGCACCUGUUGAACCACCUAGGCCACUUCCCUCUGGCCAUCGGAGCUGCUCGGCUCAGCUCUCUGGUGGUGGAGCAUGAUGACGUGCCAGCCAUGGCUGCUGAUCAACUGUCUGCUCAGGUCUUCUCUGCCCCCAACAUACAGCUGUUUGUGUUGAGCACCAACCUGUUGAUGUCUCUGGUACAACUUCCCACUCUGGAGGUGCCAGGAGGAGGAGUGACAGCAGGACUGGUCACUGCCACUUCCCAGGUCAGAGUCAUCCUGAGAGACCUUGCGGGCAAGGCCUCCUGGGACGCCUCCAUCCUCUACUGCACUCCCGAACAGUUGAAACUAUCUGGUGAAGACCUGGUGUUGGAGACAUGGAGCCAGGAGAGGACACUAGAAGAGACCAUGUUGAACUCUUGUGUAAUGGCUCCAUCUGUGCCUCAACACACUUUGAGACACAGACUGCCCAGUGUGCUGCCUACUUAUGAGAACUCUGCUGAUGAUUUGGACAACCUGGAUGAUUUGCUGCAGUACAUCGGAGAGACUAGCCCAGAGUGUCUGGAGAGUUUAGAAACUCCUCGCAACAUACCAGCUCCUCCCCCCCACCCACAUCCUGAGCUGGAGCAGGAGGCAAUGGGCUCUGUGGUAGGCCAACGGUUCCUGGAGCAAGACUACGUCUCUCGUAGCGACAACUUGCCCUUAAUGCAGGCUGAGAGAUGUAGAAGGCUGGAGAGUCGUCUGCCCAAGUCUCCGUUCCAACACUGCCGCUUGCUGUUCUCUCAACUGGGCUUGGCAGGCUGGGAGCGUCGAGCACAACUGUACUUGCUGGAGAAGAGUGAAAAAUUGCUUAGAGAGCUAAGGAAUCUUGAUACCCAAAGGUGUCGGGAAACCCACAAAAUUGCUGUCAUCUACAUAGCUCCUGGCCAGGAGGAUAAAAACUCUAUAUUGAGUAAUACUGGAGGCAGUCAAGCAUAUGAGGACUUCAUAGCUGCUCUUGCGUGGGAGGUGGAGUUGGAGUCGCAUACUGGUUUCAUGGGAGGUCUUCAAAGGAACAAGACCACAGGCUCCACUGCUCCGUAUUAUGCAACAUCUUUCACAGAAGUUAUAUUCCAUGUCUCCACUCGGAUGCCUUCAUCUAACCACGAAGCCCUCCUACAAAAGACAAGACACCUGGGCAACGAUGAGGUACACAUUGUUUGGUCGGAACACUCAAGAGACUACCGCAGAGGCAUCAUACCCACAGAGUUCUGUGAUGUGCUGAUAGUGGUGUACCCUCGGCCUCACAGGAUGUUCAGAGUACAAGUGUCACGCAAGCCUGAGGUUCCUUACUUUGGACCUCUCUUCAACGAGGUGGUUGUGUCAGAACACGCCCUAGCAGGUCUGGUCCGUGCCACUGCUAUCAGUGCCUCCCGGGCAAAGCGCAGCGAUAUACCUUUUCAUCAGCAUUAUUAUGAGGAACGUUCUCGCUCAUUAGAAACGGUGAUGAAGAACCACAAGAACUCCACAACGUUCGAGGAGUUUGCUGCUCAGGUGUAUUCUCCCAUUCAGACCCCAUCACCAUUCUGUCCUGGGCCUACACGAGCUUCAGGUUUGAGCAUGCGCACUGUAGAGCAGCAGAUACCUUCGUCUAACAGUUCUAACCUGGCUGCUGCUUUGAUAGACUCCCAUCCUCGGGGACCUACGGAGCCAUACAGGAUGAAAGGCUUGGAAGGAGCCAAGGUGUGGUUCGCCGGAGGAGAUGGUGACCACUCUCAUCAACAUGGCAUCUCUCCUCGGCCACUCAAGAAGCUGGUGUUGAAGAGUGGAGUAAAGCGUCACCCCCUCACUCCUCCUGAUAGUCCUACGUCCCGCAGGUCAAAGUAACCAAACAUACUCUACUAAGUCGAAAAGUAUUUGGAAAAUAGUUUAGUAUUUUCAUCUCAUAAGAAAUAUAUAAAUAUUUUAUUUAUAUAGAACUUAGAACUAUAUAGUACAGUAUUACACUUAACGUUGAAAAAUACACAAUCAUUUAAUUAUUUAUAAUGAGUAGUCACUAUGUUAUUUUUGAGUAUAUUUAGUACUUUUUGUUAUUUUUGCCACACAGGUAUUAGCCAACAGCUUUAAACUAUGUCUUGAUGUAAUACAUCUCAGAUGUUUUAGUUUUGUGUUUCAACACUCAAUUGUGAGCAUUUAAUAACCUUAUCUGAAACAAAAAUAAUCGUGUUGGGUAGACUUAUGAUAAAGAUAUACCGUACUAUUCUUUUAACUUAAACAACAAAACACAUUUCAAAAAUCUUGCUAAUAAAUUAUAACUUCCACUUUGAAUAAAUAACAUUAAACUUAGUACUAAUUCUCCAUUAUGACAGUUCAGUGUUACUUGGAUGAGUAAGAUCCCAAGAAGAUCAGAAAAGUUAAACUCUUUGAAUAUUUGAAAUACUGAUCUUAGUGAUCUUUGAACUAAGUUUCCACUUUCAAUAACGGGUUUAUAGUUGUUCCAACAUAAAAUGAGGUAGUGACAACACUAUAAAAUUAAAAAGAACAAUACAGUUUUUCUAUCAAUAAUGAAUUGCCGCUGUAGCGAUUGUAAUGGCAUGUCUUAAAUAGGUAAUAAACAUCAGGGAAAAUAUUUGUUCUGUGGUUUAAGAAAGUGUGUCUAAUUUUAUAGACAGAGAACAGUUCAGUGAGGGUAACUUAAUAACUUAAUUAUUUUAUUUUCGAAUAUUAUCUAAGUUGACCCCUUUACAUUAUUUAAAAUAAAACGUUUUAGAACAUACUUGUAGAGUGGAAGUUAGUUGUUAAUUUUCCAAAAUAUUACUGUUAUAAUGUUUUUGUUUAUUCUCUUAGAAUACCUAACAUAAACCUAAUACUAGUCUUGCCGCAGUGAUAAGGAGUACUUAAGCAAGUAUUACCACAGUUGUAUUAAUAAAGUGGAUACAAAUUAAUCAUCUUUUUAAAUAAUGAAAUAGGCUAAUCAAUGCAGUAUUCCAUGAAAAAUUUUGUUUAAUGAAUUAAUGGUGCGUAAUAAUAAUAAUGCCAAGCUAAUUCUUGGUUCCUGAAUGUGGUUUGUUAUUUUACUUUAUUGUUAUUAUUGGGAAAGUCCUGUUUAUUCUCACAGUAUUAUGGCUGUAUAAAAUAAAGUUAAGGGAUAUUUUUUAUAUCUAUUGGGUAUAUUAUUAUUGCAUCAGCUUAUUUUUUUAAGUUAUUAUUUGGCCUUAGGUGUUAUAUACAUUGUAGAGAGAUCAGCGAGAGCCUGGAACAUGGCUAGUUCUCAACAUUUGUUGUGGCAGGGAUGUAGCAUGCUCAGGCUCUUUUUUUUGGAAUGGUUGGGUUUAAAACUCCCUCUGGCCAAUUAUUGAAUCCUUAGACAUUUCAACUAACUUUGGUAUCGAUGUCACAUAAAGAAGAUCCUUUCAAUCAGCACAAAAUCUACCUAGCUACCACAUUAUUGAUGUAGGUGUAAAUUUAAAAUAAUAUCCCCUUGUUAAUAUUCAAGUUUGAUAAGAUUAGUUUUAAUUGAAGUUUAAAGAAAAUUUGGUAUGUCAUAUUUUGAUCUUUGAAAAUGUUUAAUUCCUCACCCAGUACUUAGCGAUAUAUUGGAAAUUGAAAGCAUUUUUAAAAAGGUAUGUGUACAAUUUAUCAAUAUACAGUUUACUUUUACGGUGAGCUAUCAUUCUUCUUGCUAGAUGACUUUUAGAAGUUUUUCUCACCAAAGAAUGCAAAGGAGUUAAUUGGAGGCUAUACUAGUAGGAAACAAUCAGUGACCUGGUCAAGUUUGGGCUUGGAACUUAUACAUGGCAUAAUUAUUGUUUUUCAUAGUUCUGUUAUUUUUUUUUUUUUUUUUUUUGUAUGUUAUAAACAAAUGUGUUAUAAACCAAGUGUAUUGAAUACAAGAUAUAUUUUUUUGAAGCUGGUCUUCAAAUGGAAGCAGUACAAUCUCAAUAUGUAAUAUUGUAACAUUUGUAACAUUUCUUGACAUUUAAUCUUUAUUAUUAAUCUUAUACUGUCUAACUUAAAAAUAUAAUGUAAAUAAACUAAUGUAUAUAUUUUAGAAAUAGACUUUGUACAGGAACCGUCCAAUAAAUUGUUUGUAUAGAUGAAGAGAGAUUAACUUAUUAUGGUGAUGGUAAUAAACAUUAAUGUACAGUAUAUAUAACAUUGUAAUUCCACAAUUACUGCAUUUAUUUGUCAUUAAAUUUUGCAUUCCAGAUUAUGAGAUUUUUGUCAGCUUAUUCUAAACAACAGUUCUGUAAAAAAAUAUACCGGGUGUCCCACGAAGGGGUUUAAACGUUUGAUUUUAUAUUACGCGCCCAUUCAUGCACCGAACUUUUUCAAACUUUACACAGUUUACAAAGUAGGUUCGAAAAAUAUUCUGGAAAAAUUUCAACUCCCUAACCUUAGUAGAAACAAAAUGGUGGCAUAUUGACAAACUUACCUAUGUGCUUUCUAUAAAAACUACUUUCAUAAUUAUUAUUAGUUAUUUAUUUAUUAUUAUUAUUUAUUAGAUAUUUGAUUUAUUUAUAGUUUUCCAUUAGGCUAUGUUCUAUUUUUUUUUUAUUUAAAAGUCAUAUUGCCCUGGAAAGUAACAAUAAAAAUAUUUUAUAAAACCAAAAAUACCUUUUUAAUGUUUUUAAAGUAUUGUUUUUCAAUAUGCCGCCAUUUUGUUUCUACUAAGGUUAGGGAGUUGAAAUUUUUCCAGAAUAUUUUUAGAACCUACUUUGUAAACUGUGUAAAGUUUAAAAAAGUUCGGUGCAUGAAUGGGCGCGUAAUAUAAAAUCAAACGUUUAAACCCCUUCGUGGGACACCCUAUAUAAAAAAGUAAGUGGGAACUAGUUAUUUUUUAUAUUUGUUAACAUCCUACUGAUUAAUGACAAUAUUGAACAAUUUGUUUGCCAAAGCUGUGUUGACACUUUAUUUAUUUUAACUUAACAGGUAAUUUAUUUAGUUAAUUAUCCUAGUUGGUUUUAUUGUUGCACAUUUAUUUUUGAUGCUUAUACAAAUCAAAAUAGCACUAAAAUAACGUAUUCUAACCACUCACUGGGUUGAAGCAUUUACACUCUGUAUAGUCAAUGGUUUAAGGAAAAGUUGGAAAAUGCAUUUUGAUUUUGUUGUUGCAGUAUUAUAUUUAGUAUUGUCAAGCUAUUAUUAAAAAGUGGAUGACCUUUCAAAAUUAUAAUUAUAAAUUACCAUUCAGGGGUCAGUUUCUGGUUUUAUAUCUACGUCGCUGUCAGCUAAACUUUCAACUAAGAACUGACAUAGUUUGAAAUUUUCACUUGGUGCUACAUGUCACAAAAAUAUUUUACUUUUAAACCUCAGAUCUAUUGCUUGAAAGAUAACAUUUUUUAGGAUACAGUUUAUUAUUUGUACAACCGAAUAGGUACUGCCAGUCUCUGCUUUAUGGUCUGAUGAUUAUGGUUGACUAGAAUACCUUAACGAUAAAGUAGUAACAUAAUAUUCAAUUCAAUUCAAACAUUCUUUAUUUCGUAAUUGUACAUGAAAUUAGUACAUAGAAUUGCGUCAAAAAUAUUUUCAUAAGACUACAUUAAAAACUAAACAUACUAAAAUUCUUCCAAUAAAUACAGUGGUCUUGAAAUUAAAUAAUUCUUUAGAAAUUUUUCAAACUAAAUAAUACUAACCUCUUUUUUAAUGUUUUUGGGUAAAUUAUUAUACAAUUUUCCUCUAUUAAACUAUUAAUUAUUAAACUAUAAAACUAUUAAAUACUCUGUACAAGCUUAGUUUGUGAAUAGGCAUUGAUAUGUUUUGCCUGUUUCUAGUAUUGUAAGAAUGACUUUCCCCUAGUAAGCCCAAUUGAUCAAAGUGAAGCUUACAAUUCAUGAUCACUUCAUAAAUGUACAAACUAUAAACAGUCAUGAUGCCAAAACUUUUGAAAUGCUCUUUGAGAGUAUCUCGCCAUUUUAUAUUACUCAUUAUUCAUAAAGCUCUUUUUUGUAAAAUCAGAAUACGAUCUAAAUUACUUUUAGUCGUUGCUCCAUACUUGCAGAUUCCAAAAUUGAUGUUUGUAUUGCAUGUAUGUAU
Molecule: messenger RNA, 10050 nt
Organism: Macrosteles quadrilineatus (aster leafhopper)
Lineage: Eukaryota; Metazoa; Arthropoda; Insecta; Hemiptera; Cicadellidae
Product: probable Rho GTPase-activating protein CG5521
Exons: 38
Coding region: 181-5901 (1906 amino acids)
Biological process (GO): regulation of small GTPase mediated signal transduction; positive regulation of GTPase activity
Cellular component (GO): cytoplasm; nucleus
Molecular function (GO): GTPase activator activity
Source: RefSeq, a predicted model, not a curated record